Messenger RNA from Plenodomus lingam JN3, 1068 nucleotides. NCBI's taxonomy places the organism in Eukaryota, Fungi, Ascomycota, Dothideomycetes, Pleosporales, Leptosphaeriaceae. The record is from RefSeq and is a predicted model, not a curated record.
AUGGCAGACCGCAAGAAGAGGGACCGAUAUGCGGGCGCAGCGUACGAGUUUGGUGCCAAUGCGAGCGGUCAAGGCCAGGGUGGACAGAUGGGAGCACCAGUACCGGCUGCAGCACCAGGAUAUGGCGCUCCAACACCUUCCUAUGGCGCUGCGUCGCCUGGAUAUGGUGCUCCUGCUGCCCCCUAUGGCGCCCCCGUCCCUGCCUAUGGGGCCGCUGCGCCAGCAUAUGGACAGCCAGCAGGCCCCCAGGACCCCAGUGCGCUCAACCAGCAGUUCAAUCAGAUGAACUUGGGCCCCCAGCCUGGACAGGCUGCCCCGCAAGUACAGCAGCCCAUGGCCGCGACGCAGCAGAAUCAAUUGUUCCCCUCGGACCUCAUCGCCCAGCCUUUCCACGUCUCCGAACUCUAUCAACCGCCCCCGCCCAUCCAUCUGCCCUCGAACGCGGCAGCCACACCCUCCGAGUUCGCCAAUGAGUCAAGCAAAUACCUCCGCUGCACCCUCAAUACCAUUCCCACCAACCACGGCCUCCUGAAGAAGAGCAAGCUGCCGUUUGCCCUCGUCAUCAGCCCAUACGCAAGCCUCCACGAUUCGGAGGAUCCGAUUCCGGUCGUCCAUGAUCAGGUCAUUAGCAGGUGUAGGCGUUGCCGGGCCUACAUCAACCCCUACGUCUCAUUUCUCGACCAUGGCCACAGAUGGCGGUGCAACAUGUGCAACCUCACAAAUGAUGUCCCUCAGGCCUUUGACUGGGAUGCGGCGCAACAAAAGGCCAUAGAUAGAUGGCAGCGACCUGAGUUGAACUAUGCUGUCACCGAAUUUGUAGCGCCCCAGGAAUACAUGGUGCGGCCACCCCAGCCGCUCUGCUACUACAUCAUCCUGGAUUGCACACAGGCUGCUGUCAACACCGGUCUGCUGGCCGUAGUCUCACGCGUCAUCAAAGAAGCCUUGGCCCGGAUACCCAACGCAGAUGGUAGGACCCGCCUCGGUUUCAUGGCAGUUGAUUCCGGUCUGCACUUCUUCUCCAUUCCACCGGACAACAGCGAGAACAACGACCCUCAGCAAUUACCUUAG